UCGAUCAGUGCGGUGCGUCACUGCAGCUGCAGGCAUGGCCGGCGCCGAGGAGGAGCAGGCCGAGAUGAGGCCGGCCGCCGAUGUCGCCGCCGCUGCGAAGAAUCCUUCAGAUGGAGGCGCCGCGGGACGGCGGGGAGACCUGGUGGACAGGCUCAUCGCCGGGCACGUCCUCGGCGAAAACCUCCAGCUGCUGCAGAGGAUCAGAGACAGGAUGGACAGGGUGGAUGUGCAGGAGCCGACGAUAGAGGUGCGGUUCAGAGACCUGAGCGUGGAGGCGGAGUGCCGCGUGGUCCAGGGGAAGCCGCUCCCGACGCUGUGGAACUCCGCUCUCGCCGCUGCCUCCGUGAGCCGACGAAAGGCCAAAAUCCAGCUGAUCAAAGGUGUCCAUGGGGUCGUCAAGCCAGGGAGGAUGACACUGCUGCUGGGGCCCCCAGGCUGUGGCAAGACCACACUCCUGCGCGCGCUUGCGGGAAGGAUCGAUAAAAACCUCAAGGUGACAGGAGACAUCGAGUACAAUGGCGUGAACCUGAAUGAGUUUGCGCAGGCCAAGACAUCAGCCUAUGUAAGCCAGCGUGACCUCCACACGCCUGAGAUGACUGUUAGGGAGACGCUCGACUUCUCUGCAAGAUUCCAGGGUGUUGGUUGGAGAGCAGAAAUUCUGGAAGAGGUUAUCAGAAAGGAGGAGGUGGCUGGGAUUAUUCCUGAUCCUGACAUUGAUAUGUUUAUGAAGGCGGUAUACAUGGAAAACUUAGACAGGAGCAUCCACAUAGAGUACAUCAUGAAGAUCUUGGGGCUAGACAAAUGUGCAGACACAAUGGUAGGAGAUGCCAUGAGAAGAGGUAUUUCAGGUGGUGAGAAGAAGAGAUUAACCACAGGUGAGAUGAUGAUAGGACCAUCAAAGGCACUCUUCAUGGACGAGAUAUCCACUGGGUUGGACAGUUCUACUACCUUCCAGGUUCUUUCCUGUCUCCAGCAACUGGCUCAAGUCUCACAAUACACUGUAUUGGUUUCACUACUUCAACCAGCACGAGAGACAUAUCAACUUUUUGAUGAUAUUGUACUAAUGGCUGAAGGAAAAAUUGUAUACCAUGGUCCUAGAAGCUGUAUUCUUAAUUUUUUUGAACUAUGUGGAUUCAAGUGUCCAAGGAGAAAAGGAGCAGCAGACUUCCUCCAAGAGGUCUUGUCCAAAAAGGACCAGGAACAAUUUUGGGGCCUUGGAGAUGAAACAUACAACUUUGUUACUGUGGACCAAUUUUGUGAGAGGUUCAAAACAUGUUACGUUGGUCAGAAUCUUGCCAUGGAGCUUUUGGAGCCAAAAGCAAAAGAACACAGCAGUGCCCUAUCUUUCAGCAUCUAUUCAUUAUCCAAGUGGAAGCUUCUCAAGGUUUGUUUUGCACGAGAGCUUCUUCUCAUGAAGAGAAAUGCAUUCAUCUACAAAUCAAAAUCUCUUCAGGUUGGUCUUGUUGCUUUACUUACUGGGACAGUAUUUCUACGGACGCACUUGUCUAAAGAUACAACUCAUGCUAAUAGUUACAUGAGCUCAUUGUUUUUCGCACUUAUUUUUCUAAUUGUCAAUGGAUUACCUGAAAUGGCUAUGACAAUUAAUAGGCUUCCAGUCUUUUAUAAACAAAGAGACUGCUGCUUCUAUCCUGCUUGGGCUUAUGCGAUACCAGCGUUUUUCACAAAGAUACCAGUCUCAUUAGUUGAAUCCGUAACUUGGACAUGCAUAACUUACUACCUCAUUGGUUACACACCUCAAGCAUCCAGAUUCUUCCGCCACCUACUUGUGCUGUUCCUCAUGCAUUCGACAUCACUGUCAUUGUUUCGAUGUGUAGUCUCGUAUUGCCAAACAGCACCAGUUUCUUCUGUUGGUAGUACAUUGUCAUUCAUAUUCUUUCUUCUGUGUGGAGGUUUCGUCAUUCCUCCAACAUCAAUACCGAAUUGGCUAAAAUGGGUCUUCUGGAUCUCGCCAAUGUCAUAUGGUGAGAUAUGUUUAACUGGAAAUGAGUUUUUAGCACCACGAUGGGAAAAGAUUACGGUAUCAAGUGUUACACUUGGAAGGAGCAUUCUAAUGGACCGAGGGCUGGACUUUCCCAGCAUUUUCUAUUGGAUCUCUGUUGGAGCACUGAUUGUCUUCAUUUUAUUGUUGAACAUAGGGUUUGCCAUUGGAUUAACUACCAUCACUGGAUCCUUUCAACCAGGGGUUCUCUCAGUGCUCAUGGGAGUCACUGGAGCUGGCAAGACAACCUUACUCGAUGUUCUUGCUGGAAGAAAAACAGGAGGAGUUAUUGAAGGUGACAUUAGAAUAGGUGGCUAUCCGAAAGUGCAGGAGACCUUUGCUAGGAUAUCAGGCUAUUGUGAGCAGAUUGAUGUUCAUUCUCCCCAGGUCACAGUAUGGGAGUCUGUUGUGUAUUCAGCUUGGUUACGUUUGCCAACAGAAAUUGACCCAGAGAUGAGACAUGAUUUUGUUAAGGAAGUUCUGGAAACGAUAGAACUGGAUGAAGUUCGAGACACUUUGGUCGGACUACCUGGAGCAAAUGGGCUAUCUACCGAGCAACGCAAACGGCUCACAAUUGCAGUUGAGCUUGUCUCCAACCCUAGUAUCAUUUUCCUGGAUGAGCCAACAUCAGGAUUGGAUGCGAGGGCUGCUGCUAUAGUCAUGCGCGCAGUGAAGAAUGUUGCAGAUACCGGAAGAACUGUUGCAUGCACGGUUCACCAACCAAGUAUUGAAAUAUUUGAGGCAUUUGAUCAAUUGAUGCUAAUGAAACAAGGUGGAAAGUUGAUUUAUUCUGGGCCACUUGGACAAAACUCAUGUGAGGUCAUCCAGUAUUUUCAGGCUAUUCUUGGAGUACCUCUUAUCAAGGAUGACUAUAACCCAUCUACAUGGAUGUUAGAAGUUACAUCACGAUCCAUGGAGACAUACCUAGGAGUCGAUUUUGCACAGAUAUACAGUGAAUCAUCAUUAUACAAGGACAAUGAUGUAAUGGUGAAACGGCUGAGUAUACCAUCACCAGAAACAAGUGAUCUCCAUUUUCUGACGCAGUUCCCACAGAAAUUCUUGGAGCAGUUCAAGGCCUGCCUCUGGAAACAAUGUUUGUCACACUGGAGAUCCCCGUCCUACAACUUGGUGCGGAUUUUAAUUGUAGCUCUUUCCUCCCUCAUCUUUGGGGUUCUGUACUGGCAGCAAGGCAACAUAGAUCACAUAAACAACCGGGAAGGAUUGUUCACCAUAUUGGGGUCAAUGUAUUGCACUUUUUUGUACACUGGCAUAAAAAACUCUCAAUCAGUCAUGCCCUUUGUCUCCGUCGAACGCUCAGUCAUGUACAGAGAAAGGUUUGCAGGAAUGUACUCGCCUUGGGCCUACUCCAUUGCGCAGCUGGCCAUGGAGAUACCAUAUGUGGCCAUACAGGUACUACUAUUAUUGUUUAUAGCAUAUCCAAUGAUCGGUUAUGCAUGGACAACAAUCAAGCUUUUGUGGUUCUUCUAUACAAUGUUCUGCACACUGCUGUACUUUGUCUACCUUGGAAUGGUGGUUGUAUCACUGACCCCCAACAAUCAAGUGGCUACUAUAUUGUCUUCAAUGUGCUUCAUUACUCAAAACCUCAUGGCUGGCUUCAUAGUGCCUGGUCCCAAAAUACCGAAGUGGUGGAUAUGGCUUUAUCGCAUCAUCCCAACAUCAUGGACGCUGAACGUCUUCUUCACCACACAAUUCUUGUACGAUGAUGACAAGAACAUCAUGGUGUCUGGAGAGAUCAUACCUAUGAUGUCAUUUGCGAAAAAUUACUUUGGUUAUAGCCGUGAUCUUUUGCCACUAGCAGCGGUUAUGCUUGCCAUAUUCCCUGUCUUCUUCGGCAUUAUAUUUGCCUACAGCAUAUCGAAGCUAAAUUUCCAGAGGAGAUAGAUAUGAAACAGCAGUAUUCACGGAGGCAGGUUCAGCCUACGGCACUGGGUACGCCCUUUUAAAGAAGCAGUUAUUAUGAUUCUAAUGAGAUGGUAUAUCAUAAGGUGUAAUGUUGAAUUCCCUCAUUGAAAACUGCUUAUUUGAUGAUUCAAGUUAGCAUUACAGAAGCACACUGAAGCCCUUACGCAAGCACACUGAGAACCUUACAGUUGCUUCUAAGCUCACUCUCGUUCAGUGUUACUUCACAUUACAUGACAGUAGGGUAGCUAUAAGCCCAUAAUGGUCCUGUUGCUUACCUGAGAAGUGAUUCUCUAAGAAUUCAGCUACCGUGAGAAUCUACUGCCCAUAGGAUCGUCCGGGAGAAGUGGAGAGUUUAUCAACUUGAUUUUCUGCUGAUUGAUUGUCGGCACUGAGUGUGUAAUGAUAUGUAUGCCCGUAAGGUUGAUAAUAAGCAUAGAAUGCAAGUUACAAGAUUCACUAAAUUUGAAUGAAGAUAUAAUUUAUCAUUA
Molecule: messenger RNA, 4410 nt
Organism: Panicum virgatum (switchgrass)
Lineage: Eukaryota; Viridiplantae; Streptophyta; Magnoliopsida; Poales; Poaceae
Product: ABC transporter G family member 41-like
Exons: 22
Coding region: 35-3901 (1288 amino acids)
Cellular component (GO): membrane
Molecular function (GO): ATP hydrolysis activity; ATP binding; ABC-type transporter activity
Source: RefSeq, a predicted model, not a curated record